AUGGAGGCCCACAUAGACAAUCGAAACAGGCUCUGGACCACAAAGAAACAAAAGAAGGCUCCCCUCGACAAAAUUUCGGCCCACUGGAUGGGCCCACCAUCAAUGGACUCGUCCAGGCAAUCACAGCUCCUUGAUUACCAACUGGCAGCCCCAACAAUGUCGAUGUCUCUCCAUCUCACUAGAUUCACCCUACUUCACCACAGAAGUUCCUACUCCAGCUCCAGCAUUUCACUUCCCAAACCCACGAGCUUCCGCUUUCCUCCAUCUCCAAGGUCUCUUGUAACCGGGAAGUUUGAUUCCAGGGCGAGAGCAGUUCAUGGGGAAUCCGGAGAGCAUCUGGUUGCCGCUGCUGCUGAUCCAUCGAAGAAACCCAGAUGGGAAAAUGUGCUGGCCACUGCUGCAAGCUUGUACCCUCUGUAUGUCGCCGCUGGAGGGGUUGUGGCGUGUGUGAAACCAUCCGCUUUCACUUGGUUCGUCGGCAUGGCUCCCAAUUCUUACAGCUUGUCUCUUGCGCUCAUCAUGUUAUCCAUGGGCAUUACUCUGGAGCUUAAGGACCUGUUGCGCUUGUUUAUGCAGAGACCUCUCUCCAUCCUAUUUGGAUGCGCUGCUCAGUAUACAAUCAUGCCAGCUUUUGCAUUAAUUGUCAGCAAAUGCUUGGGGCUUUCCCCUUCUCUAUCAGUAGGAUUGAUAUUGCUUGGAUGUUGCCCUGGGGGAACUGCUUCCAAUGUGGUGACCUUAAUCGCACAAGGGGAUGUUGCACUAUCUGUUGUAAUGACCGUAUGCACUACUCUUGGUGCAGUGCUACUCACUCCACUCUUGACCAAGAUUCUUGUGGGAGCUGUUGUCCCUGUGGACGCUGUUAAACUAUCUAUCAGCACUUUACAGGUGGUUGUUGCUCCAAUUGUGCUAGGUUCAUACCUACAGAGUGCAUUUCCAGCAGUGGUGAAAAUUCUGACACCUUGUGCGCCACUAUUUGCGGUCUUAACAUCAUCUCUACUUGCAUGCAGUGUGUUCUCUGAAAAUCUUGUUCGCCUUAAAUCCUCAAUGAUUGGAGUUUCAUUGCCACCUGAUGCAUCCUUCAUUGUCCGCUGCCAAUCAGCACUUUCUGGAGACCUGGCUACCAUUGUGCUCUCAGUGUUCUUGUUGCAUUUGGCUGGGUUUUUUGUGGGGUAUUUAUCUGCGGCCAUUGGAGGGUUUAAAGAACAACAAAGGCGGGCAAUAGCAAUCGAGGUUGGAAUGCAAAAUUCUUCCCUUGGUGUUGUCCUAGCCACAGCUCAUUUCACUUCAUCAAUGGUGGCAUUACCACCGGCAGUAUCCGCCGUGGUCAUGAACAUUAUGGGUAGCAGCCUCGGCUUCAUCUGGAGACACAUGGACCCUUCUUCUGGUGCUGGGAAUCAACUCACAGAAGGGCAGUCUGGUUUUGUACUCAUGGAGCAAACCACUACAGCAGAGCAAGUCAUUCUCACCGUGGACGUAGACCACCAUGGCUAUCAGCACCAUGAUCCAGCUGCCUCGCCGAGACUUCCCAACAAUGUCAAAACCUUCCACCGUAUCAACUUCUCCAAGCCCAGAUCCCGCUUCUCCGAACCAAUCUCCAAUACUGCUAACAGCAACUAUACUACUCACCCUUGCUCCUCAGACGAAGAAUCCGACGAAGAUCUCGAUCUCCACGACGACAGCAUACGAGGAUGCUCAAGGAAGUCGAAGUUCAUGGAAUUCAAGGCUACCAAGAGAGCAUGGAUGGAGUUCAGCUUCUUCCUCACCCUCCUGACUGUUCUGAUACACUCCCUGACCCUGAACUCACUGAAGCACAAGACCCAAUUCGGGAUCGAGAUCUGGAAAUGGUGCCUGAUGGUGCUGGUCCUCUUCUCCGGCCGCUUAGUCUCCGGCUGGGUCGUCGGGUUCCUUGUCCUCCUCAUCGAGCGCAACUUCAUGCUCAAGGAGAAGGUCGUCUACUUCGUCUACGGUCUCCGGAGAAGCUUUCAGAACUGCGCCUGGCUGGCACUCGCCCUCCUCGCCUGGACCGUCAUCAUGUUCGAGGAUGCCAACGACGAGAAAAACGCUGCCAUUUUGAAAAAGCUGUUUCACGGGCUGGUGGCCAUCCUCAUCGGCGCCACGCUCUGGCUGAUCAAGAUCCUUCUGGUCAAGGUCUUGGCUUCAUCGUUCCACGUGACGACGUACUUCGAUCGCAUGAAGGAGAGCGUGUUCCACCACUACAUCCUCGACGCCCUCUCCGGUCCCCCCUUGGAGGCUGCCAGAGCAAGGGAAGAACUGCGGCCAGCAGCGGCGGCAGCAGAGCAGGUUACUGAGGUGGCGUGGAGGUGGAGGAGUUUGAGCAGCGGCGGUGGACCGAGGAGGAUUGACAUGGAGAGACUGAAGAAGCUGAGCAUGGAGAGGAGAGCCACCGCGUUGAGCGUGAAGAGGCUGGUCAACUACAUAAAGUCGUCGGGCCUUUCUACCAUCUCCACGGCGGUUGAUGGUUUCGGUAAGUCGUCGGAGAUUCACAGCGAGGUGGAUGCUAGAUGCUGUGGUCGACGCAUCUUCCGCAACGUUGCCAAGCAAGCUGCAAAGUGUAUAGAAGAGGAAGAUCUAUUGAGGUUCUUAACAUCGGAAGAGGUACACACCAUAUUCCCACUCUUUGAAGGAGCUCUUGAAACCGGCAAGAUCACCAAAUCGUCGUUCAAGAACUGGCUUGUACAAGCGUACGUCGAAAGGAAGGCACUGGCCCAUUCCUUGAACGACACGAAAACCGCAGUCCACCAGCUGCACAAGCUGGCAAGUGCAAUAGCAAUGGUGAUCAUAGCAGUGAUGUCGCUUCUGGUGAUGGGUCUGGCCACGACCAAGGUUCUACUCAUCGUCACGUCUCAGCUCUUGCUUGUGGGGUUCAUGUUCCAGAACACCUGCAAGACCAUGUUCGAGUCCAUCAUCUUCGUCUUCGUCAUGCACCCUUACGACGUCGGGGAUCGCUGCGUCAUUGAUGGUGUACAGAUGGUUGUGGAGGAGAUGAACAUUCUGACGACUGUGUUCCUGAGGUAUGAUAUGGAGAAGAUAUACUAUCCCAACUCGGUUCUCAUUUCCAAGCCCAUCAGCAACUUCAGGAGAAGCCCAGAUAUGGGCGAUGCUGUUGAUUUCUCUAUUGAUGUCUCCACUUCGAUUGAUGAUUUCAAUGCCCUGAAGAAAGCCAUACAAACAUACAUCGAGAGCAAGCCAAAGCACUGGAACCCAAAGCACUCGGUUCUGGUGAAGGAGAUUGAGAAUGUGGAUAAGAUGAAUCUAACUCUAGCAGUUCAACACACCAUGAACCAUCAAAACUAUGGUGAAAAGAACAGCAGGAGAUCAGAACUCGUCUUUGAGCUCAAAAUGAUUUUCGACAACCUCGGUAUAAAAUACCAUCUCCUUCCUCAACAGGUACAUCUCACACAAUUGACGAAUACAAGCAACAAUGGAAGGUUGUCGAUCUAGUAAUCUCUGCAACGGAGAAGCAAUUUUCUCCGCAGUGACCAAAGCGUGUAUGUACACGAACAUGUUGUUAUGCCAUGGUGUUUGUGUUUAGUUCCUGCCGAAUUAUUCACUUCCCGGGCAUAUUACUACCAGAUAAAACUCUUAUCUAUGCACUGUACAAAUCAUUUGCAGUAAAGUAUUAAUAAAACAAAAACAAAUUCUGGAUCUACUUCUCAGAGCAGCACAGAUUUACAAAGGUGGAUGGGCUUAUGCCCGGCUCAAGAGAUAGAUUCCAAACCUCUUAUCACAAAUCCCACUUCACUGUUCUUCUGGAGCAUGUAGGACAACCAAGAACACCAACAACAUGAAACCUGUCUUAAAGCAACAUGUGCAAGAACUGCACUGCAAAGAACCAGGGAAACAUUCAGAGCUCAAUACUGGAAAUGUAAACUUAAUCAACAGGAAUAUGGAGUAUCAUGCCUGCUGAUGAUGCUCAGAAUACCAAGUGGAGUAACCAGUAUAGCAAGUUCAAACACAUAAUCUGCGAUUUGUAGCCAUCUCCUCUACAAUCACUGUUGAAAAGAGCAGUCCGAUAUUAUUUCAGGGCACAUAAAAUCCAAAGCAGGAGACAGCUCAAGUUUCAGACUGAACUGUACAAUCACUGUGCUGCUCAGUUGCUUCAUAUACAAGCAGGAAUUGUAAAAGCAGCAAAUCAGAUGGAAAAACUUAUCCAUUAACAAUCUUCCAGAGCCUUCCUCGGUUUCAAAGUUCCAUCCACUGGGAAUUUCAGAAGGAUUUCUCGAAACUCCCACUAGGUUGAGCAAAUCACAUGACAAGAU
Molecule: messenger RNA, 4280 nt
Organism: Linum tenue
Lineage: Eukaryota; Viridiplantae; Streptophyta; Magnoliopsida; Malpighiales; Linaceae
Source: the annotation of a GenBank genome assembly